AUGUCAUUUGAGAUCAAUUGGGAACAUCUAGUAGGCGAUGGAUCCGUUAAUGAGUCCAUUAAACAAUUCCUUGAUAAGCAAUUCAGCGACUUAGUGUUGCCCUCGUACAUAAAUGAUCUCUCAGUGAAAGCCUUUAGUCUAGGAACAAACCCUCCGGAAGUCACAAUACGGCACAUCGGAGAUCCCUUUGAAGAGUUCUAUAAAAAGGAAGAUGACGAAGAUGAGAAUACUAACAGUAAUGUCAACAGCAAUAGCAAUAACAAUAAUAACAAUAGCAAUAGCAACAAAGAAGUUUUCCAUGUAGAGAGCGAUUCAGAUUCAGACUCUGAUGACGAAGGUGAGGAAUACGACUUACAAGACUUGAGUGAAGAUCGAGAGAUCAGAAGCAAUACUACUAUGGGAGGCCCAGGAGAUCGUGAAAUUCAGAAUCAAAUCAAACAAGAGGAAAGCCUGGUCCAGGCACUGAUACAAACAGGAAGUAGCGGAGACCCAACUACAGGACUUUUAAAUGGUCUUAACUACAGCAUGAAUAACCUUGGAAUAUUAAAUAACAUAAAUAGAUCAGAAACGCCUACAAACAUCUUAAGCCACCCCCAAAACCCGUACUCUAGUACCCUAAUGCAGAGGAAAGCUGUAAGUGAUGUCAACAACAGUAAGAGUGACAACGAUAUCCAGUUCAUAGCAGAGAUCAAGUACCAGGGCGAUCUUCAUCUUGAAAUUAACGUGAAUUUGCUAGUAAAUUACCCUUCUCCAAAUUUCAUCACAUUGCCUAUUAAGUUACAUGUAACUGACUUGAACAUCCAUUCCAUUGUGGCCAUUGCUUACUUGUCUAACUCGGUCUUUUUAUCGUUCUUAUGUGAUAUAGAUGACAACAACUCGAUGGACUACUUCAAUACGAACCAUGGCGCCAGCAAUCCUUCUGGUGGUAAUUUCGUGGAAUACUUUUCUGGUGGACAGCAAGAGAGAAUUGACAUUAUCAAAAGAGUUAGAAUUGAGAGUGAAAUCGGUGAAGUUGAGCAAAAUGUUUUAAGAAACGUAGGAAAAGUGGAAAAGUUCUUGGUUGAACAGCUAAGAACCAUACUCAGAGACGAGGUGGCAUGGCCCAGUUGGAUCUGCCUAGAUAUGGGUGAUGGAGAUGAAAGCGAUGACGAGUGA
Dujonia railenensis is the source of this 1155-nucleotide messenger RNA. NCBI's taxonomy places the organism in Eukaryota, Fungi, Ascomycota, Pichiomycetes, Serinales, Debaryomycetaceae. The record is from the annotation of a GenBank genome assembly.